This is a messenger RNA of Corticium candelabrum, 2879 nucleotides long. RefSeq lists its product as uncharacterized. Lineage: Eukaryota; Metazoa; Porifera; Homoscleromorpha; Homosclerophorida; Plakinidae. The transcript is spliced from 8 exons. Gene Ontology annotation, molecular function: Glc3Man9GlcNAc2 oligosaccharide glucosidase activity. The record is from RefSeq and is a predicted model, not a curated record. Bases 30 to 2765 code for a protein of 911 amino acids. Gene Ontology annotation, biological process: oligosaccharide metabolic process; protein N-linked glycosylation.
ACUAUUUCCCUACUUGUUGUUCUCGCGUCAUGUCGCGAGAGAAUCGCCCGACGCUACAGCGAGCCAAAACGGAGAUCCUCUGGACUCACAAGGUUGCAGAAACGGAGAGGCUCGUCAAGGACCGCGAGCGUGCGAGCAACUGGAAACGCUGGGGACCUUUCCUCAGCGAACGCCAAUGGAGCACAGUACGAGAGGACUACUCCCCGGAUGGAACAUGUUGGGAGUAUUUUCCACACGACCACGCCCGCUCGAGGGCUUACCGUUGGGGCGAGGAUGGCAUUCUCGGCAUCUGUGACCGUCAGUGCAGGCUCUGCUUCAGUGUCGCUCUCUGGAACGGGCAGGACCCGAUUCUGAAGGAGCGCCUCUUUGGUCUGACCGGCUCGCAGGGAAAUCACGGUGAAGACGUGAAGGAGUGUUACUAUUAUCUCGACUCUACUCCUACGCAUUCCUAUAUGAAGGGUUUGUAUAAGUAUCCGUUGUCGGUGUUUCCUUAUACUGAGUUGGAGGAGGAGAACAGGCAGCGUUCGAUUCAUGAGCCGGAAUUUGAGUUGACAGACAGUGGAGUGUUCAAGGAUGAUAACUACUGUGAUGUGUUUGCUACUUAUGCUAAGAAGACGCCCAACGAUGUGAUGAUCAAAGUGACUGUAGCAAAUCGGAGUGCUGAUCCAGCCCGUGUUCAUGUUCUUCCGACGCUUUGGUAUCGAAAUACGUGGAUCUGGGGCUGCCAGCAUGAAGGAUGCACGAUGAAGCCGAAAAUAAAAGCAGUCAGUGACCAAGAGGUCAUUUGCACUCACGAGACACUCGACAAGUUUCAUUUUUAUGCGUGCCCGGGCCCUGAUGGAAGCACAGUGCCAUUGCUUUUUACUGAGAAUGAAACGAAUUCCAAGCGGCUGUGGGGUGUUGAUCAGUAUACUCCCUAUACGAAAGAUGCAUUCCAUAGAUAUGUUAUUAACGGGGAGAAGGAUGCUGUCAAUCCUAAACGCCGUGGAACCAAAGUCACACCACUUUAUGUUCUUGAUCUAGAGCCACAUCAAGAGCAGAGUGUUUACAUGCGGCUGGUGGCUGAGAGUGAACUCGGAGUUGCCGACUCUGCUGCCAUGACAGCCGAUGAGAUUGAAGAUGUUAUUGAAACUCGCAAACAAGAAGCCGAUAACUUCUAUGAUGCUUUACUGCCGAAGGAGUUUGAUGCUGAUCAUCGUCUCGUUGUUCGUCAAGCGUAUGCGGGUCUGUUGUGGAGCAAGCAGUUCUACCACUAUGUUGUUGAAGACUGGCUGGAAGGAGAUCCAGGACAGCCAAAACCGGCUGAAAGCCGACUACAGGGUCGGAACCACGACUGGAGACACUUGUUUAACAGAGACGUCGUUUCAAUGCCUGACAAGUGGGAGUAUCCCUGGUAUGCAUGCUGGGACCUUGCGUUUCACAUGAUCCCUUUUGCACGUAUUGACCCCGAGUUUUCCAAAGAUCAACUUUUGUUGUUCCUGCGUGAGUGGUACAUGCACCCAAAUGGUCAAAUACCUGCCUAUGAAUUUGCAUUCGGUGAUGUCAAUCCACCAGUUCAUGCAUGGGCUUGCUGGCGUGUUUAUAAAAUGACUGGGAAGCGUGGAGAACGAGAUCGACUCUUCCUUGCAAGGGCAUUCCAGAAACUUAUCCUCAACUUCAAUUGGUGGGUGAACAGAAAAGAUCCUAGUGGUAAGAACAUCUUUGCAGGAGGAUUCUUGGGUCUUGAUAAUAUUGGAGUAUUUGACCGCUCUAAACCACUACCGAGUGGAUACGACUUGGAACAGGCUGAUGGUACAGCCUGGAUGGCAUUUUUCUGUGUCACGAUGCUCAACAUUGCUCUUGAGUUGGCUCUAGAAGAUCCCGUCUAUGAAGACAUGGCAUCCAAGUUCUUUGAGCACUUUGUCAGCAUUGUUGGUGCAAUGAAUGCAAUGGCUGAUGGUCAAGGGCUGUGGAAUGAAGAAGACGGUUUCUACUACGAUCAUCUACAAGAGCCUUCUGGUCGUCACGUCCCAAUUAGAAUUCGCUCAAUGGUUGGCCUCAUACCCCUCUUUGCUUGCCUCGUGCUUGACGAUAAGACACUACAGAAGCUGGAGGGUUUCAAGAAACGUCUCCAUUGGUUCCUUAAAUACAAGAAACAUCUUGCAAAGCAUGUGACGACGGGUGCAAUGGAGGGAGAAGACUUCUUCCAUCUCCUUGCUAUUCCCACCGAAAAUCAACUCAGGAGGGUGCUUGACUACCUUCUGGAUGAGAACGAGUUCCUGUCACCGUAUGGAAUUCGAUCAUUGUCACGAGUGCACAAGGACAAACCGUUUUCUUUGAGCUGCUAUAUUGGUGGUGAAGAUGCAGCAGUCCACUACACACCGGGUGAAUCCAACACGUAUCUGUUUGGAGGCAACAGCAACUGGAGGGGUCCAGUGUGGCUAUGUGUGAACUACUUGUUGAUUGAGAGUCUUGAGCGCUAUCACUACUUCUAUGGAGAGAAGAUCCGUGUUGAGUGUCCCAAAGGGUCUGGCAAGAUGAAGAAUCUGCGUGAAGUUGGUCUCGACAUUGCAGAACGUCUUGGUAACAUCUUCCUUGCUGAUUCAACUGGCAGACGGCCAUGCCACGGUGACGAUCCACUCUAUCGUGACGAUCCUCACUGGAAGGAUCUGGUCUUGUUUUACGAAUAUUUUCAUGGUGACUCGGGUCUUGGAUGUGGAGCCAGCCAUCAGACUGGUUGGACUGCUCUAGCUGCUCGUUGUCUAGAGAAGAAAGUAAAGAAGUAGUAAACGUCUGUAUGAACAGACACUGCCCUGUUGCCUAUUAUUUCUUAGAAGCUACUUGAUGGCCGCUGAUUGUUUUAAUUUACUUCAAUUGAUGUGAUGUUGUUUUGUAACUGA